AUGAAUUUCGGCAUCCCUAGCCCAUCGGUGAGCCCCGAGCCUCCCGACGAAGUCGAGGUUCAGGAUACAUUUCAGCAAAUCCGGAGAGACAGAAAGCGCUUGGCAGCUUUCAUGGACCUUGAGAAAGAAAUGCAACGACAUGUCUUCACUCAUCUAUGGGAGGAAUACUCCCGUCUGCGUGAGGUCGAAAAGACCUACGAUACGUACCGCCGCUGGUGUCCUGCCGCCGACCGGGAUCUCUACACCAGUACAACAGGACUGGAAGAAUCAGAUGGUAACAACAGUGAAGAAGGCGGUGGCAACUCCAACCUAUACUAUCGAGAGAGAUGGAAUUAUCGCGACCAGGGCGCCAGGUAUGCAGAAAGCUCAGGGGAGCCCAGCUCGAAAGCGUACCUUUUGCCUGUGCCGCGACUCGGAGGCACGAGAUUCAAAGGCGCAGGAUUCAGAGGCACAGGACUCAGAGGCGGUGGUGGGGACGUGGUUUGGAGUCAAACCCAUCUCUCCAUGGCCGUGCGGUCUGGGUCUGGGUCUGGGUCCGAGUCUGAGUGUGACUCUGAGAGGUGCGUUGAAUUGUGCGAUUGUGCUAUAACGGCGAGCCAAGGCAUGUGCAUCUGUGUCUCAUCUCCAGAAAAACCCAAGGGCCCAAGGUUCGGGCAGGCUAUUUCUUCGCAGCUGCUGCUCUACCGGUUGAAUACCGUAUUUGGUAUGCCGCCGAAGAAUCCAUUUACCGGAUACAAGACAUCUUGGUCGGUGGAACUGGAACUCUGCACAGACCCCUACACCGUGCUGCUGCUGGAGGAUUAUAGGGGAGGACCGAUUGUACGCUUCGAAGGGUCGGAACAAGGAAGUGAGUCCGCAAUAGAGCUCCUGAACUGGCUGAUCAGCAACAAUGUGAAACAUGACUAUGACGGUAUUUUGGCGGGAACGGUGCCAGACCAGUCUCUCCAGGCUCAACUGGAUCGUCGGAGGGUUCCGAGGGCUUCUCGAACUAGAGUCACAGCUGUGACUAAGGACCCGUGGGCAUUGGGUGCAGCCAUGGGAAAUGGUGAAUGA
Molecule: messenger RNA, 1053 nt
Organism: Capronia epimyces CBS 606.96
Lineage: Eukaryota; Fungi; Ascomycota; Eurotiomycetes; Chaetothyriales; Herpotrichiellaceae
Exons: 1
Coding region: 1-1053 (350 amino acids)
Source: RefSeq, a predicted model, not a curated record